CCCGCCACCAACGCCGCUGAGGGAUGCUGCGCUCCACGUCCACAGUCACCCUGCUCUCGAGCGGCGGCUCCAGCGCUCCCGGGGCGCCCAACAGGAGGGCAAAUGUCUGCAGACUACGGCUGACCGUACCUCCUGAAAGUCCAGUGUCUGAGUCAAGUGAAAGGAAGGCUGAAAGAAGAGAGAAGUAUCGUGACCUGAGCAAUGGUGAACCCACCAUGAAACUCCCUCAGGGUGUUGUCUAUGGUGUGGUGCGAAGAUCAGAUCAAAACCAGCAGAAAGAAAUGGUGGUGUAUGGGUGGACCACCAAUCAGCUGAAAGAAGAGAUGAACUACAUCAAAGACGUAAGAGCUACUUUGGAAAAUGUACGGAAGCGAAUGUAUGGAGACUAUGAUGAAAUGAGACAGAAGAUUCGACAGCUCACCCAGGAACUGUCAGUUUCACAGGCUCAGCAGGACUAUCAGCAGAAUUACAUCCAAACCCAGUCGUCAGCCCUGGACAGUUUUAAUACCAUGAACUCGGCUUUGGUGUCGGACUCCAUCGGCCUGCAGAAAACCCUUGUGGAUGUUACUUUGGAGAACAGCAACAUUAAGGAUCAAAUCAGAAAUCUGCAGCAGGUAUAUGAAGCCUCCAUGGACAAGCUGCGGGAAAAGCAGAGGCAGUUAGAGGUAGCACAGGUUGAAAACCAGCUGCUGAAAAUGAAGGUGGAAUCCUCCCAAGAAGCCAACGCAGAGGUGAUGAGAGAGAUGACCAGGAAGCUGUACAACCAGUAUGAAGAAAGGCUGCACGAAGAGCAGCAGAGGCACAGUGCCGAGAAAGAGGCGCUCCUGGAAGAAACCAAUAGUUUUCUGAAAGCCAUUGAAGAAGCCAAUAAAAAGAUGCAAGCGGCAGAGAUCAGCCUAGAGGAGAAGGACCAGAGGAUCGGGGAGCUGGACAGGCUGAUUGAGCGCAUGGAGAAGGAACGCCAUCAACUUCAACUCCAGCUCCUGGAGCAUGAAACAGAAAUGUCAACGGAAAUUAACAAUUCUGACAAAGAAAGGUAUCAGCGGCUGGAGGAGGCAUCAGCCAGCCUCCGGGAGCGGAUCCGACACCUAGAUGACAUGGUGCAUUGCCAGCAGAAGAAAGUCAAGCAGAUGGUUGAGGAGAUUGAAUCACUAAAGAAAAAGGUGCAGCAGAAACAGCUCUUAAUACUGCAGCUUUUAGAAAAGAUAUCUUUCUUGGAAGGAGAGAAUAAUGAACUACAAAGCAGGUUGGACUAUUUAAUAGAAACCCAGCCCAAGACUGAAGUGGAAACCAGAGAGGUUGGAGUGGGCUGUGAUCUUCUACCCAGCCAAACAGGUAGGACUCGUGAGAUCGCAGUGCCUUCCAGGAAUUAUACGCCAUACACACGAGUCCUGGAGUUAACCAUGAAGAAAACUCUGACUUAAGCACUUGGAGACGUGCAAUUUUCACUGAUGGACAAAGGCCCUGGAACCCUGCAGCUUGAAGUCUGGAAAGGGUGACUGAUGCUUCGUCCUAUACACUGUUUAAGCUGCAGUGGAAACUGCUGAGGUUCUGAUCUACUUCUAAAACAUGAAGGAGAGUGGAGGGGGAGUGGGAGGGGGAAGGUAGGAGAGAGAGGUUUCAAGGUCAUAUUUCAAACACCCAAAAAGUGUAUGUACCCUGCUGUACUGGGCCGUCAUUAGCUUUCCAUGCAGACACUGAGUCCUAUCGGGAGAAUUCCCUCACUAUUUUCUGUUUUACUAGACUUCGGCUGGGAGGAAACAAGGCAUUAACUUGAAAUUUCAUGUUACUUAUUGCCAGGAUCAUUUGUUACAGCAUGAAGGAUUUAUUUACCCGUGGAAGUAUUAGAGGUGGUGUUUCUCUGCUACAGGGAAGCCUGUCCGCAGGAGCACAGGCACAUGGGGAAAUGUGACCCUGGGAAGGAAGGGGCAGGUGCCGAGGACCUGUGCAGGGGUGUGGGAGCCUUGGCUGCAGCUGGUGUGGGCAGACACACUUCAUUCUGACGUGCUAAACCCCUUGGUUUACUUUGUGCCUUAUGCCUUUAUGGAGCCAGCUGAAAUCACUGUAUUUAUUCAACCUGUGAUUUAUUUUUUCUUUCUUUCUCACUUUAACUGAAAGAGAAUUUUGUACAUUGUGGAAACUUAAUCACUUAAUGUUUUCAAUAUCAAUUGGUGUUUUUGUUAAAGGAAUGAAUGAUGUGUUCAUGCAUGCUCUACUUUGAUAUUAUAACCUAUGUCACAUGUUUAAUAAAUGCCAUAUAUUUUGUUCUA
Molecule: messenger RNA, 2270 nt
Organism: Kogia breviceps (pygmy sperm whale)
Lineage: Eukaryota; Metazoa; Chordata; Mammalia; Artiodactyla; Physeteridae
Gene: MYZAP
Product: myocardial zonula adherens protein
Biological process (GO): maintenance of ER location; intracellular signal transduction
Cellular component (GO): I band; intracellular anatomical structure; RNA polymerase II, holoenzyme
Source: RefSeq, a predicted model, not a curated record